This is a messenger RNA of Mytilus trossulus (common blue mussel), 819 nucleotides long. Its product is annotated as GTPase IMAP family member 4-like. The record is from RefSeq and is a predicted model, not a curated record. Lineage: Eukaryota; Metazoa; Mollusca; Bivalvia; Mytilida; Mytilidae. Bases 1 to 819 code for a protein of 272 amino acids. Gene Ontology annotation, molecular function: GTP binding. The transcript has a single exon.
AUGGCAUCUGGUUCAAAUGAUGACUUCCGAAAGAAUUUAAACAUUUUGAUUCUAGGAAAAGCUGGAUCUGGUAAAAGUAGGACUGCAAACAGUAUUCUUGGUGACAAAAAUGCUUUUGUCUUUGGUGAACCAACUGAAAAAUGCGAUGUUAUAAAACGCGAACGAUUUGGAAAAAAUGUUAACGUGAUUGAUACGCCUUUUGAUGCUGCAUUACACCCAGAAAAAUUACAAAGUAUCAGUCAGAUAAUUGAAAAGGAAAGCAUAUGCAUAUCUUACACGGUUUGUUUAAUUUGUGUACAAAUAGGCAGAUUUUCAGAUGAAGAUCUACAGACCUAUACAAAAUAUACUGAGUAUUUUGAUGAUAACAUUCUCCAAUUUUGUGUCGUAGUUUUUACAAAUGGUGACAAAUGGGAAAACGAUAUGAACGACAGAGGAAUCCAGGAUCCAAAUUUCAACUCUUAUAUUGAAAAGCUUUCUGGUCCUAGCAAAGCUUUGUUACAUAAGUGUGAUGAUAGAUUUGUCAUGUUUAACAACCGGAGACAGGGGGAAAAAAACGACAAACAAGUGGAAAAACUUUUAGGACUUGUUGAGGAAAUAUUGCAAAAUGACAAAAAAACAGGCAUUCCGAAUAAAAUGUUCGACUUAGCCAAAAGCGCUUUAAUCAUCACAAAAGCAGCAUCAUCAAAAUCUGUUUCCACUGUGGUCACAGGCUUUAGCUAUUUAAAUACAGCAAUCGAUUUUUUCACAGGUAAUAAAGAUAUAACCAUGACAAUUACUCCAAGAGAUAGUGUAGCCAAUAACAGGCCAAUAAAUGAAUAA